UGAUUUCAUUGGCAAUCGCGUCUAGUUCGUUUCCAUCCACCGAAAAUGGCCGCGUUAACCACCUACAGUUUGAAUAUAGAUUAUGCGAGAGAAGCAGACGCAUGCAAAGAAUUUCUCCAGAGCUAUAUUGAAAAAUCAAACUAUGGCUCUGAAAUGGAUGUCGACGCCAAAAAGCCAAAGUAUAUGCAAAUACUGCAAAAAGUCGUGGACAGAGAAGAGAACAAGAUCACGAUUGAUUUGGAGGACCUCGCUAAAUUUGAAGACUCAGAAGCACGUACUGUUGCUCAUAUCAACCGCAACACCAAACGCUACACCGAAAUCUUCGCAAAAGCCAUCGACCAACUUUCGACUGAACUCAUCCCAAAGAGUGCUGAAUUGAGCUACAAGGAUAGUGUUUUGGAUGUCAUCAUCAACCAACGCAAAAUCCGUGAUGAAAAUCGAGAAGCCGAUGUUCAUAAUAUGUUCCCUCCUGCCUUGACUCGACGAUAUGAGGUGUACUUCAAGCCUAUGCACAACCAGCAUGCUCAAGCUGUUCGUCAGAUCAACGGUUCUCAAUUGGGUCAUCUCGUCACUGUUCGUGGUAUUGUUACUCGAGUGUCUGAUGUCCGACCUUGCUUACAAGUCAAUGCCUACAGUUGCGAUACCUGUGGUCAUGAAGUUUUCCAGGAAGUGACUCAACGCCAAUUUACCCCACUUGCUGAAUGCCAGUCCGAAGUCUGCAAAACACACAAGUCAAGAGGCAAGCUCUUCAUGCAGACCAGAGCUUCUAAAUUCCUUGCUUUCCAAGAGGUCAAGCUUCAGGAAUUGACCGAUCAAGUUCCUGUUGGACAUAUCCCCAGAACCAUGUCUAUUCAUUUGUACGGCGAACUUUGUAGAUCGUUGAACCCUGGUGAUGUUUGCAACAUUGCCGGCAUUUUCUUACCCUUGCCAUAUACCGGAUUCCGAGCCAUGCGCGCAGGACUGCUGACGGAUACUUACCUUGAGGCCCAAAAUAUUCAUCGCUUGAAGAAGCAAUAUGAUCAAAUGGAAAUGACCCCCGACAUUGCAGAGAAGAUUGCUGAACUUGAACGCGACCCUGAGAUUUAUAACAAGCUCGCCCGCAGUAUCGCUCCUGAAAUUUAUGGACAUGAAGAUGUGAAGAAGGCUUUGUUACUACUUCUCGUUGGUGGUGUGACCAAGAAUGUUGUUGACGGUAUGAAAAUCCGUGGUGAUAUCAAUAUCUGUUUGAUGGGUGAUCCUGGUGUUGCCAAAUCCCAGUUGCUCAAGUUCAUUGCAAAGGUUGCCCCUCGUGGUGUUUACACUACUGGUCGUGGCAGUUCCGGCGUUGGUUUGACGGCUGCUGUAAUGCGUGACCCAAUCACAGACGAAAUGGUGCUUGAGGGAGGAGCUUUGGUACUUGCCGACAAUGGUAUAUGCUGUAUUGAUGAGUUCGAUAAAAUGGACGAAUCGGAUCGUACCGCCAUCCACGAAGUCAUGGAACAACAAACCAUUAGUAUAUCCAAGGCUGGUAUUACCACCACUCUGAACGCGCGUACCUCCAUUUUAUCAGCUGCCAAUCCUUUAUACGGUCGCUACAAUGCUCGUAUCUCACCUGUUCAAAACAUCAAUUUGCCAGCUGCGCUUUUGUCCCGUUUCGAUAUUCUGUUCUUGAUUUUGGAUCGUCCCUCUGAAGAUAUGGAUCGCAGACUGGCCGAGCACGUCACCUAUGUGCACACUCACAACAUGCAUCCCAGACAAGAACAAGAAUAUCUUGAGCCCCAUAUGAUCCGACACUACGUUGCCCAUGCCAGAAACAAGCGACCUAUCUUGACAGCAUCGGUUUCAGAGUACAUUACCAGUAUCUAUGUUCAGAUGCGCAAGCAACAAAAGGCCGAUGAAGACAAGGAUCAGCAGUUUACCUACUCUUCUGCUAGAACUCUUCUUGGUAUUGUGCGUAUGGCUCAGGCUUUAGCACGAAUUCGUCUUUCAGAUAUAGUUGAGACUGGUGAUGUAGAUGAAGCUAUCCGUAUCCUUGACGUUUCAAAAGCCUCCUUGUAUGAGGACGAUGACGUUGAAGAUAGAGCUCAUGACCGAACCUUCCUCACUGGUGUCCACAACGUUGUCCGUAGCAUGCGUGAACAAAUGGGAACAAAUGAACUCAACAUGUCGACCGUGCAACAAAGAGUUCGUUCAAGAGGCUACACUGAUCAGCAAUUCGAAGACGCUAUCCGAGAAUAUAGCCAGCUUGAUAUUUGGCAAGUUAACGCCAACCGAACAAAGCUUACUAUCAUUCAGUAAAAGCUGUUCGGCAUUGCCAUCUCUUGUUUUUUCUCUUUUCUUUUUUUAUCAUUACUUUUCUCCCCUUUCACCCUUUUCUUCAUCUGUUUUAUGUAGAUACUAUUGCAUGCUUACUUCUUCUUCCCUGCUUCACAUUAACGCCACAACACC
This is a messenger RNA of Umbelopsis ramanniana AG, 2427 nucleotides long. RefSeq names its product DNA replication licensing factor MCM7. The record is from RefSeq and is a predicted model, not a curated record. The coding region runs from base 46 to 2277 and encodes 743 amino acids. NCBI's taxonomy places the organism in Eukaryota, Fungi, Mucoromycota, Umbelopsidomycetes, Umbelopsidales, Umbelopsidaceae. Gene Ontology annotation, cellular component: MCM complex; nucleus. Gene Ontology annotation, molecular function: ATP binding; single-stranded DNA binding; ATP hydrolysis activity. Gene Ontology annotation, biological process: double-strand break repair via break-induced replication; DNA replication; DNA strand elongation involved in DNA replication. The transcript is spliced from 8 exons.